Messenger RNA from Pelobates fuscus (common spadefoot toad), 796 nucleotides. Its product is annotated as hepatic lectin-like. The transcript is spliced from 7 exons. Lineage: Eukaryota; Metazoa; Chordata; Amphibia; Anura; Pelobatidae. The record is from RefSeq and is a predicted model, not a curated record. Bases 33 to 701 code for a protein of 222 amino acids.
AGGGAUAAAGGAUAAAACACUUUGCUGUUAGCAUGGACGGGGAGUGCAAUGCUAGCCAUAAAAGGCUUAACAAUAGCCUAGUGUACACAGGACAAGGAUGGGCCUACUUCAGACAGAAACACGUGAUUCUUACACUUGGUUUCCUGGGACUUUCCUAUAUUCUGAUUUUGGCUCUCUUCAUAACUGUCUCAUCUAGGUCAUCUACAUCUGGUUCAGAAAUCCCAACUGAGCUAAGAGAAAUGAAGAAUGACGUGGCUAAUAUUACCCGGAAAAUAAAAAAGCUUGAAAAACACCAUAAGAAAAAUGGGGUGGACUGUGACUCUGAAUGGAUUGUAUUCAAUGACAGUUGUUAUUACUUCACUGUUACUAAAUCAAACUGGAUGAAGGCUAGAAGUCUUUGUGUAAGAAAGGGGAGUGAUCUAGCUGUAAUUACAAGUGAAAUGGAGCAGAAAUUUCUGUCUCCCAAAGUAAACAACAACCAGUAUUGGAUUGGUUUGGGUUAUAUUGAUGAAGGUAAAUUGACAUGGGUGGAUGGAACAGACUACAAUGCAUCAUUUAAAUUCUGGAAGAAGGGACAGCCUGAAGAGACCGAGAAAAAAAAUGAAAACUGUGUCCGCUUAUCGACCGAUGGAGAAUGGACUAGUGUACAUUGCAUCAAUAUUCAAAAUUAUGCUAUCUGUGAGAAAAUAAAACAAAUAUGAGCUGAUACGCUAAAAAAAGACCAAAGCUUUUCUCUUUAAAUUGAUAUCUUUACAAAUCUUUACAGUAUAUUACCUAUUAAUAUUAUUAUUAUUUA